GCAGAGCUCAUCCAGAACAAAGUAGUCAGAAUGGCUAAGUCGACAGAUGCGCUUGUCUUGUGGCUUCCAGGAGCCAGUGGGACCACCUCCAAAGGUGCAUUGCAACUACACGCGUACAUGUCCACACACUACAACGUACGCGUGACGAGACUAGAUGAUCACCACAAUGGACGUGUGCCGUGGAAGAAGGGGAAUGUGGGGUGUAUGGAGAAUAUUAGGCUCAUAACUGACUGCGUAGGUAGUCUUAAAGGCGUAGAUAGCGACAAUUUGCCGGUGUACUUGUGUGGUGCUAGCUUUGGCGGGCGAGUGGCUCUGGAGGUCAUCGCACAUGCCUAUUCUCACACCGGUAAGGAGAAACAUCUGACAGAUUUCAAACAGAAGAAAGAUCUGACGAGUGAUGGCUGGGAUGUAGACAUGCAUGAACAUACUAAGAACUUGGCGAAUGCAGGGAUACUGUGUGGAUACCCUCUCUACCCUCCGGGAGCUGCCCUUCCUGAAGUUAAUUCCAAACGUGACAGAAUACGCCACCUGCAAGCGGUGUCCUGCGCUGCAACGCGUCUGUUGUUUGUCACAGGUGAUGCAGAUGAGUUCGUUACACGCGCAUACUUAGAUAGUAACAACACGGGGCCUGAAGGUCUCGAGAAAGUUGUAAGAAAGGUGUCCAAGGCGCAAAGUACAUUCCAUGUGGUACCCAAAGGGAAGCAUUCUGUACCGGAUUGUGGCGGUGGUAUAGCAGUACAAGAGAGUGUGGUGGAGAGUGUGGCGCUAGUCAUUGCGCGGUUUAUUGGUGCACACGUUCGUAGUGACAAGGAGAUUGUAAACGAUACUGUGCAUGCUAAAACACAAACAGGGGUGGAUGUAAAUGUUGAUGUUGCACGGUAUAUAGGAGAUAAGAAGGUGGCUUCAGACAAUCAAACUGCCACUUCAGGGCCCAAUGAAGAGCCAAAAGACAAGUCGGAUACACCAGCACGUAAGCAAACGGGGAAGAAGCAGAUCACUGGCAAGCGUAAAGGCAAUCAACCCAACUCUAGCAAGCAAGCAGAGGUGGAUAGAGUCGAGACUUCGAUUAGGACGGCGGAGAAUGGCGAGGGAGAUCGAAAUCAUACUGAGACUAGUAGGGCCGUCAAGCGUAAACCAGCAGCAGCAGAAAUGGUAACCCGCAGCGGCAGACCCGUCAGACAGUGCAGAAGGUAACCGCUACAUCGCACAGCGAGAGAUGAGUGUCCGCAUUGUGCGUCAGGCAGACGAGGCGUUAGAUAGUGCAGGUGAUCAUCUUACUAUAUGGUUGUGAAGGGAACUAGUGUGGGGUGUAGGUGACCAUCUUACUACAUGGUUGUGGGGGGAACUCGUGUGGGGUGUAGGUGACUAUCUUACUACAUGGUUGUGGGAGGAACUAGUGUGGGGAGUAGGUGACCAUCUUACUACAUGGUU
Molecule: messenger RNA, 1431 nt
Organism: Sphaeroforma arctica JP610
Lineage: Eukaryota; Ichthyosporea; Ichthyophonida
Exons: 1
Source: RefSeq, a predicted model, not a curated record